Micropterus dolomieu (smallmouth bass) is the source of this 1484-nucleotide messenger RNA. It is a transcript of the gene b3gnt2l, whose product is annotated as UDP-GlcNAc:betaGal beta-1,3-N-acetylglucosaminyltransferase 2, like. Lineage: Eukaryota; Metazoa; Chordata; Actinopteri; Centrarchiformes; Centrarchidae. Gene Ontology annotation, cellular component: membrane. The record is from RefSeq and is a predicted model, not a curated record. Bases 8 to 1288 code for a protein of 426 amino acids. The transcript has 2 exons. Gene Ontology annotation, molecular function: protein N-acetylglucosaminyltransferase activity.
UGGGCCAAUGAGACUUAUUCAAACAUUCGGUGCUAUGGUUCUCCUCGUCACUUUAUUUCUGAUCUUCUUCUACUCAACCCUACACCUAGAGAUAACCUACACUCACAGGGCCAGAGCAGAGGACGGCCUGAAGAAUCGCAGCCUCUGGUUCCACAACCCUGCUAUGACAACACAACCCUCCAAGCAGGACAUCUUCACCACGCCUCAACCGGAUGUCCACAGUGUGUCUGUUUCUGAUGGUUUCAAAAAUACAAUCACUCAGAAUGACGCGUUCUGGAACCGUAUGCUGUAUUCAGGUCUCCUGAAUCUGGACAAGGGAGGAAAUCCUUUCAGACAUGACUCAAAGUGGUCUCGCUGCAGGGAGACAAAUCUAGAGCUUCUGCAAACCAAUGUGCACGACUUCUCCUCCUACCCUGUCUUAAUCCGGGACUUUUUGCAAGGCAUGAACUGCAGGUCCCCUCCAGUCCUGAUCAAUCAACCCAACAAGUGCAUCUCCGCUGAAGAGGAGGGAGACAAGCAGACCUUCUUGCUUUUUGCCAUCAAGUCAGUUCCUGGAAACUUUGAGCAGAGACAGGCGGUGCGGGAGACCUGGGCUCGAGAGGCAGUGAAUCAGAGUAGACCAAAAGUGCGCACAGUGUUUCUCCUGGGUAGCUCCCCACAGGAUGACCCUGACCUCAACUCACUGCUGUCAUUUGAAGCAAGACAUUUUGGGGACCUCCUGCAGUGGGACUUCCAUGAGUCCUUCCUGAAUCUGACACUCAAAAUGAACGCGUUCCUCCAGUGGACACUGACAAACUGUCCUCAUGUCUCCUUCAUCUUUAGCGGGGAUGAUGAUGUAUUUGUCAACACACCAGGAUUACUCAGCUACCUGCAGUCUCUGGAGCCUUCGAAAUCCUCUCAGUUGUAUGUUGGACAUGUUAUAGGCACAGCGAGUCCCCUCAGAGAUCCUAAAAGCAAAUACUACAUUCCUCUGAGCUUCUAUGACGGCCCAUACCCUGCUUAUGCUGGUGGAGGUGGUUUUCUUUUCUCUGGUGCAUUGCUGCAACCCCUAUAUUCAGUUUCACAUGUCAUUCCUUUCUUCCCCAUUGACGAUGUCUACACUGGGAUGUGUUUUAUGGCUCUGGGAGUUUCUCCUGAGGCACACACAAGCUUUCAGACAUUUGACAUCAAGGAGCAGGAUCGCGAGAAUCUGUGUGUAUAUAAAAACCUUAUUCUGACUCACAGGCGUUCUCCACAGCAGCUAAUAAAGCUGUGGAAGGGCAUUCACAGCCCCUUGUUGACUUGUUGAACAGGACUGGUGAGAUAAAGAUGAUUGUGGGUUUUGUACUGUCCACUGUUGACACCUUGCAAUGAAUCAAACUGUUGGCAUUAAAUAAAAAAUGGACAUGUGUAGUUAAGCAGCUUUUUAAGUUUUAUCAGGAUUGGGUGUACUCAAAGACAUUUUUAACCUUGCAAAGCUAAAGAUGCAUUCAGCAUUUUUGGUG